Pungitius pungitius (ninespine stickleback) is the source of this 1563-nucleotide messenger RNA. RefSeq names its product proteasome activator subunit 3 (gene psme3). Gene Ontology annotation, biological process: positive regulation of endopeptidase activity; regulation of proteasomal protein catabolic process; regulation of G1/S transition of mitotic cell cycle. The transcript is spliced from 10 exons. Lineage: Eukaryota; Metazoa; Chordata; Actinopteri; Perciformes; Gasterosteidae. Gene Ontology annotation, cellular component: cytoplasm; nucleoplasm; proteasome activator complex. The record is from RefSeq and is a predicted model, not a curated record. The coding region runs from base 111 to 881 and encodes 256 amino acids. Gene Ontology annotation, molecular function: endopeptidase activator activity.
CCUUGUCGCGUGUAAUCGACGUCAUCUUUAAGCUCACAAAGUGUGGCUGACAGCUAAAAUAAGCCACACUGUUGGGACAAUCCUUUCUUUCGUCUAUUUGAUCACAUAAGAUGUCUUCACUUCUAAAGGUGGACAAUGAAAUUAAAACCAAGGUUGAUGCUUUCAGGGAACGUAUCACUUCAGAAGCAGAAGAUUUAGUUGCAAGUUUUUUCCCAAAGAAGUUGCUGGAGCUUGAUCACUUCUUAAAGGAUCCAAUCAUAAACGUCGCUGACCUGAAGGAGAUACACUCGGAGAUCAACCUGACCGUGCCAGACCCAAUUUUGCUGUCAAACCUGAAUGACGGGCUAGAAGCGCAAAAUGCCAAAAAGAGAAAGCUUGAGGAUGGAGGAGGAGAGGACAAGGUGACCGGCACCAAGGUCUUCGUCAUGCCCGGUGGGAUGAUGAAGAGCAACGGAAGCCUCGUUGAUCUCAUUGAGAAGGUCAAACCCGAGAUCAGGACAUUAAUAGAGAAAUGCAACACUGUUAAAAUGUGGGUUCAGCUGCUCAUCCCGAGGAUAGAAGAUGGCAACAACUUUGGCGUGUCAAUCCAGGAGGAGACCGUAGCUGAACUCCGAACCGUUGAAGGAGAGGCAGCGUCUUACCUCGACCAGAUAUCAAGAUACUACAUCACAAGGGCAAAGUUGGUUUCUAAAAUAGCUAAAUAUCCACAUGUGGAGGACUAUCGGCGCACGGUGACGGAGAUUGAUGAGAAGGAAUACAUCAGCCUGAAAAUCAUAGUUUCUGAGCUCAGAAAUCAAUACGUAACGUUACACGACAUGAUCCUGAAGAACAUCGAGAAGAUCAAGAGACCUCGAAGCAGUAACACCGACGCGCUGUACUGAUCUUCAUCUCAGCCUCCGCCCCCCCCCCCCCCCACCCCCCCCCCAACACCACCCACUACCCCAUCACCCCCUCCUCGCCGUGUGCUCUGAGCUACAGCAGCCUGGUCCGCUUCCUCUGGACCACAAAUAGACAUUCGCCAACAUCAGAACAAUCGGCCCCGCCCCCAGUACAGUGUUUGUUUUGUUUUAAAUGUUUAAAUGGAUUUCUUGUUUUAAAAAAAACCCCUUUAAAGGAAAUGUCGAGAUAGAUCGUACAUACGUCUAAUAAGCGGUAUGUAGUAUUUAUUUUGAAUUAAACAUUUCAUGAGAUCUCUGUGAAAUCGUUUGUUUUAUAGCUCUUAAUUCAAUAAUUCAGUCAAGUGGUUUGUUUCAGUCCCACUUCGCUGGAUGUUUUCCUUUUAUUUAAGUCGUGAGGAACGUCGCUUAGUUUUUACUCUACAUUAUACAAAGUAGUCCUUGCGUAUGAAAACCAAGCAGCUUUUAGAUCUUGCGACUUAUUAGUUUUCACCAAAGCAUCUCUUGUGUGACGGCAUUCAUUCUAUUCAAAAAAGCAUUUUGAUAACCCUGGCAUUUCUGGAUAUCCGAUAGUUAUGCGUUUUAUUUUCAUGCAAAUAUCCAGAUGUUGAUUUACACGUAUGUACAUUUGUGUUUAGGCAUACAUUAAAAUACCUAUUUGAAAAUG